Molecule: messenger RNA, 4288 nt
Organism: Nerophis ophidion (straightnose pipefish)
Lineage: Eukaryota; Metazoa; Chordata; Actinopteri; Syngnathiformes; Syngnathidae
Gene: zranb3
Product: zinc finger, RAN-binding domain containing 3
Exons: 24
Coding region: 216-3590 (1124 amino acids)
Biological process (GO): replication fork processing; DNA repair
Cellular component (GO): nuclear replication fork
Molecular function (GO): endonuclease activity; zinc ion binding; ATP-dependent chromatin remodeler activity
Source: RefSeq, a predicted model, not a curated record
GGCCGGUGUUGAAAAUCGAGUGCACCUUUAUUUUGCCGCGAGAUACACUUCCCAUGCUUCAACUCGAGCUGUUGUGUUCAAAUCCCUUUUGGACUGCUGGGCUUUAUUCCACCUUUUAAUCCGAUCAGCGGAGCUUCUGUCCUGCUGCAGCUUUGUGACUUCCCUCAGAGACUCUGGUGUCAACACACCCGUGGCCACACCUCUUUGACUUUAAGAUGGAAGCUACCGGUGAGGGCCCGGUAAUGGCAGUGGAUGGUAGCGGCCCGCAGACCCCCCACUGUGAUACAAGAUGGUCACGGCAACUGUCAGGCCUUCCUCGCAAGCUCCUGCAGCGCUUGAUGUCUUUCCAAAGGGAGGGCGUGGAUUUCGCUUUAUCCAAGAACGGACGAUGUAUGAUUGCUGAUGAGAUGGGUCUUGGCAAGACGGUGCAAGCCAUCGCGGUGGCAUAUGCUUUCAGGGAAGAGUGGCCCCUCCUGGUAGUGGUGCCCUCGUCCCUGAAGUAUCCCUGGAUCGAGGAGCUGGAGCGCUGGAUUCCCGAGCUGCAGCCCGGAGACAUCAACCUGGUGGAGAACAAGAGCCACACCAUGGGUAUCAGCAGCAGUAAGGUGACGGUGCUCGGCUACGGCCUCCUCACCACGGACGCACGCCUCUUGGUGGAGACUCUGAGCAGGCAGCGCUUCGCAGUGGUCGUGGUGGAUGAGUCGCACUACCUCAAAUCCCGGAACGCGGCGCGGACCAAGCUUCUGGUGCCUCUCAUUCAGAGCGCCAAGCGUGCCAUCCUGCUCACCGGCACACCGGCCCUGGGUCGCCCUGAAGAGCUUUUUAUGCAGAUUGAUGCACUUUACCCCAAAAUGUUUGGAACCUGGACCGACUACGCCAAGAAAUACUGCAACGCCCAUUACAGGUACUUUGGGAGCCGCAGGCAAUGGGACAGUCGCGGGGCGUCCAACCUGGAGGAGCUGCACCAGCGACUUAGCCAGAUCAUGAUCCGUCGCCUUAAGGCUGAGGUGCUAAGUCAGCUUCCCCCCAAAAUCCGCCAGCGCAUCCCCUUCGACCUUCCAAAAGAGGCUGCAAAGGAGGCCGUGGCCAGCUUCGCCGAGUGGGAGAGGCUAAUGAAGGGAGGCGGGUCGGAGGUCGGCGCCAAUGACAACUCCUUCGCUGAGGUCAUGAGCCUGAUCACACAGAUGUACAAGCAAACAGCAAUUGCCAAGGCUGGAGCAGUGAAGGACUAUAUCAAAAUGAUGCUGGAGGCAGAGCACCUCAAGUUCCUGGUGUUCGCCCACCACCUCACCAUGCUGCAGGCCUGUACUGAGGCCGCCAUCGAGGUGAAGGCUGGUUAUAUUCGUAUUGAUGGAAGCGUUCCGUCCGCUGAAAGAAUCCAAUUAGUCCAUAAGUUCCAGAACGACCCCGAGACAAGAGUGGCCAUCUUAAGCAUCCAAGCAGCUGGACAGGGCUUGACCUUCACCGCCGCCAGCCAUGUGGUGUUUGCAGAGCUCUACUGGAACCCGGGGCAAAUCAAGCAGGCUGAGGAUCGCGCCCACCGCAUCGGGCAGACGUCGUCCGUCAACGUGCACUACCUGAUCGCCAAGGGUACCUUCGACAGCGUCAUGUGGUCCAUGCUCAACAGGAAGGAAACCGUGACGGGCAGCACUCUGAAUGGAAGGAAGGAGUACCUGAAGGCGGAGGAAGGGGACAAGGACAGGUGGGACUUCCUUAACUUUGCCAGCGCAUGGACGCCGAGCGAGAUGCUGCUUCCCUUGCAGGGAACCACUGGGCUGAAGGCCGAGGACCAAGUCUACUUCACUCAUUUUGAAAAGGAGAAACAGCAUGACAUUCGGGACUUCUUCUCCCCGGGUGGCGGCAAGGAGAAGAAGAGGAAGCGACUCCAAGAUAACGAGUCGCCCUCCGUUUCCUCCGAAAAUCCUGCAAGUUGCAGUGGAAGGAACUCUGAGGGAAAGACGGAGGAGGAGGAAACGUCGGCCACAGACGACGACGACGACGACUUUUCUCCACAGUUGAAGAGGAACCGGGUCUUGCGGACCAGCCCCAGCCUGAGAUCUGCAUCCAGGGGCAAGAAACGGUUGCCCCAGGUCUCGGACCAUCAGGAGGCGUCGGAGUCGGGCGCUUCCCCCCGGACUUGGGCCUGCGGGGCAUGUACGUACUCCAACAGCCCCCUGCUGCCUUACUGCGAGAUGUGCGACGGGCCACGCUCCUCAUCAGAGCCAGCCGGGCCUCCGCCGCCACUUUCAGCCGAGGAGGAGCAGGCUCGCCACGUCCUGUCCAAAUCCGACAGAGAACCGCCGCGGUUCAGCCCGCCGAAAUCCGCCGCUCCCGAACGGCGCAAAGGCAAACAGAGCGAGGAGGAGGCGGAUGAGCCUCCAGAAGACAAACAGAGAGCGGGAGACGCAGAGGGGGGGCACAAGCGGCGGCUCGAAGGCAAACAAUCAGUGAGCGAGCAAGGUGGCAGCGGCGGUGGCAGCUGCGUCCUCUCUGACCACACUCACGAACGCAGGGCGUCUAAUACAAGCGACAAUGACGAUGACAGCGAUACCACCACCAAUGCUGAUCCUGGAUACCCGGGUCUGCAGUUCUGCGCCAGCCAGUACACGGACCGAAUAUAUCUGUAUGAUAAGGACGGCGCUCCGUUAAACUUCAGCUUCAUCCCCCUGGACAUCAAACUAACCAACUGGGACGACCUGCCCGAGGACUUCAGCCGGCACCGGGAAAAUCGAAUACAGGUUCUACGCUUCGUGCAGGAGUGGAGUGGCCUGGCGGCCAUGAAGCAGAAGCUGCUCAGACGCAGCCGGCUCCUCUUCCACAGCCCCUCCCUCGGCCUUCAGCAGCUGGCCGCCGCUCAGCGACCUCACAGCAGCACCAAGAGGUAUCUGAGCCGGGACGAGGUGGCCCGGGCCUCGCUGAGCAAGGCCCAGCAAGAAGGAGGCAGCGUGCGGCUGCUGGUCAAGGAGAACUUCUUCACCAAGAGGAAGUCGACCUCGUCGCUAAGUUCCCCCAACUCGGACAGCUCCGAGAAGCCGGUUAGCGAGCAGCCGUCGCCCGGUGUCCUGCAGGCGCUGGACCGCCACGGCGUCCCUCUCUGCCUGUCCUGUCAGAAACCCUGUUCCACCCCCGCCGCCGGGGCCUGGGACUCCCGCUUCUGCAGCCUCAGAUGCCAGGAAGAGUUCCAGUUGCGCUCCAGUGGCGCGUACAUGCGCAGCCGGGUGCUGGAGGCGGAGCGGGGCGUCUGCCAGCUCUGCGGCCUCCACGCCCACGACCUGUUUGUGAAGGUCCGAGAUGCGCCGCCGUCCCGGCGCAAGGAGAUGCUGGAGAACACCUGGCUCGCCCAGCUGCCACUCAAACAGCUGAACGAGAUGAUCCGCGCUCCGGUGGAAGGCGACUUCUGGCAGGUGGACCACAUCCGUCCGGUGUACAGCGGAGGAGGGCAGUGCUCGCUGGACAACCUGCAGACUUUGUGCACCGUCUGCCACCGAGCUAGGACGGCGAAGCAGGCCAAGGAGCGAAGUCAGAUGAGGAAGAGCUCCGCCGCCUCCAAGGUCGCCUCCGACAUCAGCAAAUUCUUCAUCAAGAAAUGAAUGAAACGAAAAAAGGCCAAACUACUUUGUUGAACAGCAAACAGGGACAGCAACCGGUUUCCCCUCUCGUCCCCGAACCGUCAGAAGUGCGCUGGGAUUUGAUUUAUGGCCGCCUCCUUUCUUUUUCUUUUUUUUUUUCUGCUUGCGGCGUAAAUGGAGCAGCUUUUGCUUUGGAGACGCGCUGCUAUUUUCAGAUUUUGCAAACUUAGUGCAACGUUGCAGGUGAGCGGAGUAGCGGGUGAUUAAGAACGCCGCCUUUCAACAAGCAACGCCUUGUUCCCUUUGGAAAGAUAAACGAGGGUCUUGUGGAAUUAUAACAAUUUUUUUUUCUAGCGGAGGGUGUACAAACUUUUUCCACUUGAUAUUUUUCAUUUUCAAAAUCUUAAUCUUUAGGACCCAGAAGGGCCUCAGUCAUAAAAAUGUUACAAGUAAGUUGCAUAUUACUUUUUAAAAUGUUUUUAUUCAGUGCCUAAAUCUCACGAUCAACUUAUUAGUUUGUUGAUGUAAAUUUUUUUAAAUUUUUUUACGUGUUUCGCUUUUUAUGGCAAAAACACAAAAUAUGCUUGGUAUGCAUGGUAAUAAAAAAUUGAAAAUGAUCUGUCGAGGGUACACUUACUGAUGAUGAAAACUUGUAUUUGUGAUUAAUCGCGAUUAAUUUUGAUUCAACUCUGAACAAACUGUGAUUAAUUGUGAUGAAU